AUGGCUGCAACUGCGUCUUCUAGAGCCGCGCCUCCAGCCUCGCGACGGUCAUCCUCAAUAUCUGCUACACCCUCUUCUUCCAUAGCGAGGGGUGCAACUGCACGUUCGGCAGUCUCUCCACGUGUAUCUGCGUCUUUGAGCUCUUCGGUUGCUCGUCGUCCAUCUAUCAAGGGUACCGUGUCACCAGUGCCCGCUGUCAAUGGCGAGACGCGCGAAUCCCUCUCGGCUUCUCUGAGGCAAGAGACAGAGAAAAAGGAACACCUCCUCGUACAACUCCAGAAUAAGGAUCAGACAAUCAUUAACUUAACUGCAGAAAACGCCAAUGUUAGCUCGGCACUUAACGCGGCAGAAUCGCGCUUAACAGAGCUCUAUGCGGACCAAAACCGCAUGGAAGAAGAAAUGGCCGCCCGCAUAGAGGUUGUCGAGAAAUUACGCGCCCAGGUCCGCGAGCUCGAGAAAGAAAAGCGUGACAUUCAUCGACGGUAUAAUGAACAGACCACGACAUUCGAGGCCGAACGACAAGCAUUUUACGACAAUGAACAGCACCUUAAGUCACGCAUUCAGUCUCUUACCGAGGCUCGCAAACAACCAUUACAACCGUUGCCGUCAUCUCCCUCCUUGGUAUCAAUCAACGAGUCAGAAGUUGAAGUUGUGGAUGAGGCACCUUCGGAACCUCCGUCGAAGCAAGAUUUAAACGACCCGGAGCAAGAACCUGCAGAGAUGACCGCUCUCAGGCUCGAACUUUCCACGCUGUCCACUUCAUAUGCAUCUCUGCAGUCGACAUUGGUCCUUCUUCAGACACAGCUCAUCGAUCUCAAGCGUGUCAAUAACGAGCUGCAAGAAGAAAACGAAUCUUACAACAUCUUGUUGAGGGAGAGGACUUUGAAUGGCCAGUUCGAUGUUUUGAGGAUGGGUGGAGGGAAUAAUGUCAGCGAGGCCAGCGAAAGCGAGGCUGGUGAAGAUGAUGCUGAUGGCGCGAGUUUGAGGAGCAGAAACACCACCAGAAGCACACUCGACCCUGUGGAUGAGAUCGCGGAGGAGUUGGAGCAUGAGCACGGGCACGAUCUCGAAUUUGAGCAGGUACACGAACAGGGACAGGAGGCGGGUGAGUCGGAAGAGCCAUCGCGACGCAGGCACGGCCGUAAACGUGCUUCCUCCUCCUCACAUUCGCCCGCACCGCGUGGAGAAUCUCUCGCAAAUCUACCAAUUACUGGCCCUGGUCUUGACUUGGCUGCUGAACUGGGACGCGCCGAAAACAAGGAUAUGCUGGAGGGUCGUGUUACUCUGGAGAACGACCGUUCGAUCCUGAAUGGCAAAGGUCGGAAGAGCCGGAAGAGCUCGAAUUCAGAGACGGGCCGCAGAAUGCCGCCGACGGACGAUCCCCAACAGGUGAACGGGUUGAACGACAUUGACGCUCUAAGGAACGAAGUCAAGAGUCUUAAAGACGCAAACAAGGCUUUGUCUUUAUACGCAUCGAAAAUCAUCGAUCGGAUCAUCUCCCAGGAGGGGUUCGAGCACGUCCUGGCUGUGGACUACGACAAAAUGUCUUCCCCACAGACUGCUGGGGCAGCAUUCACCACUUUCAGCAACGUACACAAGUCCUCGAAACCUCCAGCAUCUCAGCCACAGAAGAAGGGACGUCCUCAAUCUGCGAUUUUCUCGUUCUCAUCGACAUCGUCUGGGGCUCACUCCGUCGAGCCUCAAACUCCUGCAAUUGAACGUCUUACUACGUUCGAAUCCCUGCAGACACCCCGUACGGCAAGCAGUCCUCAAAGCAACUCAGCUAGUCCGCCCACCGCAUCUACUUCCACCCGCUCGCGCCGCUCACUCUCCUUUGAUUGGAAGAGCUUCACCAUGUUCAAUUCGGAGAGGAAGCAGGAGCCCAGCGCAAAUCUGCGUCCGCUGACGCUUCGAGCCGGCUCAAGCUCGGUGAUAACAGGUGCUCGCAAGCUCGAAACGUACGAAGACGAAGAUGAUCGGCGAGAACGCGAGCGGUUGAAUGCUACCAUGAAGCUCAUGGGUAUCGAGAAACCCAAUACUCCUGCUAUGCAGAAAAGUUUCUCAUCUCCUGCGAAUCCCACUUCAGCCGUAGCACCCGAUGCCAACGAUCGAACACCAUCUUCUGCGAACACCCCUGCUACUGCGAUACCUCCUACUCCGUCGUCUCGUUUCUCUUUCUUCCGUCGCACAUCAUCGUUCACUACGACUUCGGAUGUUUCGUCUAUACACUCGUCUCUUCGAGGGAGCCCACAGCCCCAGCCCAGCGGGGCAAACACCCCCAAUCUUACGCACGAGGCGUUGGAGCAGGUUGAAGCAGAGAACACGAUCGCUGCGCUUGACGCUCAUGAACGCCAACUCAGUGCGGAGAUUGCCAAAGGCGCAGGAGGAGGCUUCACGGAAAUUGUGCGGCGCACUGGAGAUAGACGUAGUAGCCGAAAGAGUGGUGAAAGCGCCAGUACCGUGUGGAGUGCAGGCAUGAGCAGAGGCGAGGAUGGAGAUGAUUGA
This is a messenger RNA of Sparassis crispa, 2505 nucleotides long. RefSeq lists its product with no specific name. Bases 1 to 2505 code for a protein of 834 amino acids. NCBI's taxonomy places the organism in Eukaryota, Fungi, Basidiomycota, Agaricomycetes, Polyporales, Sparassidaceae. The record is from RefSeq and is a predicted model, not a curated record. The transcript is spliced from 3 exons.